Messenger RNA from Acanthoscelides obtectus, 282 nucleotides. The record is from the annotation of a GenBank genome assembly. NCBI's taxonomy places the organism in Eukaryota, Metazoa, Arthropoda, Insecta, Coleoptera, Chrysomelidae.
AUGGAGGGUGAUAUUACUAACAAUGAGCCAACUAUUGCAGAUUUCAUCACCCAGACAGCCGCAGGUGUCAACAUUAGACGAGUGAACCCUGCAACACCCCCCGUCGCAGUGCCUGGAACCAGUCGAAUGAGUCCUACACCAUCCGACGUCCCAGUGCCGGGCGCAAGUCGAGAGAGAGUUCAACCACCGGCAACGAUUCACAAGCGAGUGCGGGUAGCAGGACAAUUCGCUGUGAGAGUUGCAGCUGUGAGGUAUCGAGGAAUGCACAUGCGGCACAUCUGA